Lodderomyces margitis is the source of this 1797-nucleotide messenger RNA. RefSeq lists its product as uncharacterized. The record is from RefSeq and is a predicted model, not a curated record. Gene Ontology annotation, molecular function: transmembrane transporter activity. Gene Ontology annotation, biological process: transmembrane transport. Bases 1 to 1797 code for a protein of 598 amino acids. The transcript has a single exon. Lineage: Eukaryota; Fungi; Ascomycota; Pichiomycetes; Serinales; Debaryomycetaceae.
AUGAGCCAAGAGAGAAAUAAUAGUACCUCGUCUGCAGAAACAAAAUACUCUCAAGACAAGCAUAUCAAGUUUGAAGAGGGUAAUGGACCAAAAUAUUCUGAGAAAACUGUCCCCACAACACCAACUGAAAGUAUACAUACAGUUGUCGGAAAUCAACCAGUCGAGGCCAAGGAACUUGCUGAUAAGUUAGGAGAUGCACAUUUCAACCAACUACCAACGUCACAAAUCAUUACCAUCCUACUAACUUUAUCUUUGGCCAACUUUGUCAGUUUUGCUGAUCAGACUGGUAUUACUGUAGGUCUUUCGGAAAUAGGUAAGGACUUGAAUGCCCAACAACUGAUUAACUGGGCCGGUUCCGCUUCCUUAUUGGCAAACACAGUUUGUCAAGUAUUGUUUGGUAGAUUAUCGGACAUUUUUGGCAGAAAGAAUGUCAUCAUUACAUGUCUCAUGAUAUUGUGUAUUGGAGAUAUUGCUUGUUCUGUUGCUCGCAAUGGUAUUGAGUUCUUUGUCUUUAGAGCAUUGGCCGGUAUUGGAAACGGUGGUGUUUCGAGUUUAUGUAUGGUUAUCUUGAGUGACAUUGUCUCACUCAAAGACAGAGGCAAAUACCAAGGAAUUUUGGGAUCAAGUGUGGGAUUAGGUAACGCAAUUGGUCCAUUUAUCAUGUCGGGGUUCAUCAAGCAAUCAAGUUGGAGGAGCUACUACUACUUUCUUGCACCAGCUGCCUUUUGCGUCAACAUCGUUUUAUUCUUUUCAUUGAAGAAUAACAAGAAGUUCGACGAUGUCAUUUCAAGAAAGGAAAAGUUCAAGAACAUUGACUACUUUGGUAUUCUUAGUGCAACUGCUGGAUUGACCUUGAUCUUGGUUCCUUUAAAUGGCGGUGGUGUCACUUACUCUUGGAACAGCACCCUUGUGAUUGUUAUGUUCACCAUCGGUGGCGUCUUUAUGAUUUUGUUUUUGGGCAUUGAAGGCAAAGUAGCUAAGCUUCCAAUGGUUCCAUUGAGAUUGUUUAAGAACUUGUCUUUGUGCUUGAUUUAUUUGGCAACUUUUUGUUUUGGUGCUGCAUACUAUAGUUUUACCUACUAUUUGCCAUACUACUUUCAAAUUGUCAAGGGCAAAGAUGAACUCCACACAUCCAUAUUUUUGUUGCCCUUGGUGUUGUGUCAGGCCGGAUUUUCGGUAGUUGCUGGUCAACUAAUCACCUUCACUGGACAUUACUUUUAUGUGGUGGUAGCCGGAUAUAUACUUUGGUGUUUGGCCUGUGGUCUUUUGCUUCUUUGGAAUGCUAGCUUACCUGAUGGAAUCAAUGUAUUGAUCUUGUUGAUCAUGGGAACGGGUGUUGGUUUUUCGUUCCAACCUUCGAUGGUGGCAGUUCAAGCUAAUUGUAAGAAAGCUGAAAGGGCAGUUGCUAUUUCGACUAGAAACGUUUUGAGAUCUUUAGGUGGAUGUGUUGGUAUUGCCGUUGGAUCGACCAUUGUCAGCAACUCCGUCCUUGGCUCUUUGAACAACCUUAAUUCGAAUACAUCCUUGACCCAACUGACCAUAGAUUACGUCAAGGGACAUAUAUAUAACAAGGUUGAUGUGAGCAGCUUGUCAGUUGCCGAAACCAAGGAAAUCAGAGACAUUUACACCAAAGCCUUGAGAAAUUAUUUCUACUUGUUGAUUCCGCUUAUGGCUAUAUGUGUGGUGACGACGAUCUUUGUCAAGGAUAACGGAUUGUGUAGCCUUGACGAAAGGCCACCAGCUAAGAAGAAGGAAGAUUUGGAGUCAUCUGCCAGUUCAAUGACAUUAAAAAAUUAG